GACUGCUCUUUUCACACCGCCGGGCAUGAAUCCCACCGCCACGGACCCAACCCAACCCCCGCCGCCGGCGCAGCCUCCGCGGUCCUCCUUCAGCUGCAACCGCCACCCGGACGAGCAAUUCACCGGCUUCUGCCCCGAAUGCCUAUGCGAGCGCCUCACCACUUUAGAUCAGUCCGCUUCCAGCAGUAACAACCCUUCUUCAUCCUCUCGCCGCCCGUCCACCUCCUCCAGUUCCGCCGCUGCAGCUUUCAAAUCCCUCUUCUCUAAAUCCUCCGCCGCCGCACCGGCUUCCAGUUCCCUCCCUCCUCCCCCGCCCAAACCUUCCAAAACCUCCUCAUUCUUCCCCGAGCUCCGCCGUACAAAGUCCUUCUCUGCCUCGAAGAAUGAGGCGCUGGGCUUCGCUGCAGCGGCCUUUGAGCCCCAGCGGAAGUCGUGUGACGUAAGGAUCCGUAGCACCCUCUGGUCUCUCUUCUCCAUUGAUGACGUUACCAGACCUUCCACUUCACAAAACCCUCCUCAUUCCAACGAGAACUCCAGCGAUUUUGUCAAUAAACCCGUUCUCGAGUCCAACGAGGAGGAGGAAGGAGAAGAGGAACUCGAUGAUGACCAGGUCUUCUGCGAAAUCACAAAUGAAAGCCAUGUGAUUGAAGAAAUCACCGAGCUUCCAGAAUCUCCAAAAAGUGAAAACCCAUUCGAUAGAGUCCCUAGUUCUGAAAUUGCAGAGGAGGGAGGUUUCGAGGAGGAUGUAUUGAAGCCGAUGAAGGACCAUAUAGAUCUAGAUUCGCAGGUGAAAAAGCCUUCCGGGGGAAGCUUCUGGUCUGCAGCCUCGGUUUUCAGCAAGAAAUGGCACAAAUGGAGACAAAAACAGAAGCCCAAGAAGCCAAACGGGAGUCAAGGCUCAGCUACUUUGCCUGCAGAAAAGAAGCUGCUCUCGAGGCAGUACAGAGAGACCCAAUCUGAGAUUGCAGACUACGGCUUUGGAAGGAGGUCUUGCGAUACUGACCCACGGUUCUCACUGGAUGUCGGGCGGAUUAGCUUUGAUGAUCCAAGGUACUCGUUUGACGAGCCUCGUGCUUCUUGGGAUGGGUAUUUUGUAGGGAGGACAUUCCCAAGGAUGGCUCCUAUGGUCUCUGUGGUGGAGGAUGAUGCUCCUCCAGUGGUAGUUAGCGCUUCGCGUACAGAUUCUCAAAUCCCAGUUGAGGAGCUGCCUUCCAUUCUGAUGAACUCCAUGGAUGAGGACGACUCCCUGCCUGGGGGCUCAGCUCAGACAAGGGAUUUCUAUGCGGAUUCAUCCUCAAGAAGGCGAAAGAGUCUUGAUAGGUCUGGGUCAGUUAGGAAGUCGGCAACCGAUGUGCUGGAUGCUGAGAUUGAGGAAAUGAAAAGCAUUUACAGUGCUAAAGCGUUGACCGGGGGAACAGAUUAUAGCCAUGGCUCAAAGGUGUUGACAGGCGAUAGAGACUCAAACUCCAACUCUUUGAGGGACGAUUGCUCUGAAACGUUUGAGCUCACGGGCUUUAGAGACAAUGGUUCAGUGAUUGACAAUGGGGAGCGAAAGGGUUCGAAAAAGUCAAGGAGAUGGGCCUGGAAUAUAUUAGGUUUCAUAUACCGGAAAGGUGGUGGGAUCAAAGAUGACGAAGAUGAGAGGUACAACAACAGACCAAAUGGGGUGGAUAGGUCAUUCUCGGCGUCCUGGCAGGACCUGAGAAGGGAGAGCAAUGUUGAUAUGAGAGGAGGGGGGGUGAAUAAUAAGAAGGUGUUCCGGAGUAACAGUAGUGUGGCCUGGAGGACAUCAUCAGGCCAUAUAGGUGGAUCCUUUGGGUCUGCAAGGAAAUCUAGUGUGGAGGUGAAUGGGAAUGCCAAGAAGGGGAAGGAGGAUUUCGUGUUGGAGAGGAACCGGAGUGCUAGGUAUUCCCCCAACCAUUUCGACAAUGGUCUCUUGCGUUUUUACUUGACACCCCUAAGUGGCAGUCGGCGAGGGAAAAACAACAGGAAAAACGCAACACAUUCCUUUGCAAGGAGCAUCCUUCGAAUGUACUGAGAUCCACCAAGUAGAAGGGCUGCUGAUGGAGAGGCCACAUUUACUUGAACAACUGACUGAGCUGUGGAAGAUCUGAACAAGUCAGAAGAGGAAUGAAAUAAUGAAACAGAAGCUGGAAAAUUAUUUGUGAAUUCCUUCUGCCCUCAACCAACACACACUUAUAAAUAUAUAUAUAUAUGUGUAUACAUCACUGAAUUGGGAAGUUGGGUAGCUUGAAGGGAAUGUGAUUUUCUAUUCCAAAAACUUGUAUUCCAAACGGCGAUCUGAUGACUCACUCUUGGAUUGUCGCCCCGUAUAUUUAACGGGGUAUAGUGGUAUUAUUAUUAAAAUACGCGCGGCUACAAUAUUAGAGUUCGA
Messenger RNA from Cuscuta campestris, 2395 nucleotides. The record is from the annotation of a GenBank genome assembly. NCBI's taxonomy places the organism in Eukaryota, Viridiplantae, Streptophyta, Magnoliopsida, Solanales, Convolvulaceae.